CACCCCCAGGUGAGCUCAGGCCUGGGCGGUGUCGGCUGUCUCUCCCUGGGCGCGGCUGGCUGGCUGGCAGGGACAGCUAGGAACCGAGCCGACUGACCCACUGGCCCAGGACCUGGUGGAGGGCCAUGCAGGGCAGGGUGGUCCGGCCAGAGACAGAGCCCUGUUGAGCCCCCAGCCCCAGCCCCAGUCUGAGGCCCAGGCUGCUCCUGCCACCAUGCAGGACAGUAAUUUCCUGCUUUCUGCCCUGCAGCCUGAGGCCGGGGUCUGCUCCCUAGCCCUGCCCUCCGACCUGCAGCUGGACCAGAAGAACAAAGAGGCUCUGGAGGCAGAGCGCGAACGGCUGAAGGUGGCCCGGGUGCAGGAACAGGUCCGCGCCAGGAUGCUCCAGCUGGGUCAGCCUUCGAGGGUCAAUGGCUCCCUGGCCGGCGCCCUGAUGGAUUCUGCAACCAGCACAGGCCUAGACAACUCCAGAGGUGUCUCCAGGGGUCAAUAUCACACAAUGCAGUCUGGUGCUGGCUUCAGCUCCCGCUCCCAGGGCAUGAGCAUGGACAAGGCCUCGACUUUCCGGCCCAUCUCCAAGCCAGUAUACGGGACAGCAGCCUGGUCCUCACGCUCUGCUGUGGACCUAAGCUAUGGCCGGAGGUUGAGCUCUGUGCACAAUGGAGGAGGCUCCUACGGGUCCACGGGCUAUGCGGGGGCCCAGCCUGCAGUCCCAGCAGCACCCCGACCCGUCUCCUACCAUGACCGUGGGGGCCCUAGCCCCAGGGCUGACUAUGAAACGCUGAGCCUGCGUUCUCUGCGCCUGGUGGGGGGUCCCCCUGGAGGCCUGGAUGACCGCUAUAGUGUGGUGUCUGAGCAGCUUGAGCCUCCAGGAGGGGCUUCCUACAGGGCCUUCAGUUAUGAGCGACAGGCGAGCUCAGCCUCCAGUCAUGCAGGGGGACUGGACUGGCCUGAAGCUGCAGACGGAGCCCCUAGCCGGACCAUCCGAGCACCAGCCAUGCGGACCCUGCAGCGUUUCCAGAGCAGCCACCGAAGCCGGGGGACAGCCUCGAUGGGAGCUGGUGGAGGCCUGGAGCAUGUGGCCCGAGCCCCCUCAGUCCGCAGCCUCAGCCUCAGUCUGGCUGACUCUGGACAUCUGCCUGAUGUGCGAGGUCUAGACAGCUAUGGGGGUCAUCGUACUCUACAACGGCUCAGCAGUGGCUUUGAUGACAUCGACCUUCCCUCUGCUGUCAAGUACCUUAUGGCCUCAGACCCCAACCUGCAGGUUCUGGGAGCCGCCUACAUCCAGCACAAGUGUUACAGUGACGCGGCGGCCAAGAAACAGGCCCGCAGCCUACAGGCCGUGCCGAAGCUGGUGAAACUGUUCAACCACGCCAACCAGGAGGUGCAGAGGCACGCGACCGGGGCCACGCGGAACCUCAUCUAUGACAAUGCGGACAACAAGCUGGCUCUGGUGGAGGAGAACGGGAUCUUCGAGCUGCUGAGGACGCUGCGAGAACAGGACGAUGAACUGCGCAAGAAUGUCACGGGAAUUCUGUGGAACCUGUCAUCCAGUGACCACCUGAAGGACCGCCUGGCCCGAGACACCCUGGAGCAGCUGACCGACCUGGUGCUGAGCCCCCUCUCAGGCUCCGGGGGGCCUCCCCUCAUCCAGCAGAAUGCCUCUGAGGCCGAGAUCUUCUACAAUGCCACCGGCUUCCUCAGAAACCUGAGCUCAGCCUCCCAGGCCACACGGCAGAGGAUGCGAGAGUGCCAUGGCCUAGUGGACGCCCUGGUCACCUACAUCCACCAUGCCCUGGACGUGGGCAAAUGUGAGGACAAGAGCGUGGAGAAUGCAGUGUGUGUGCUCAGAAACCUCUCCUACCGCCUGUAUGACGAGAUGCCACCAUCAGCACUACAGAGGCUGGAGGGCCGAGGACGCGGGGAAGCCGGGGCCGGGAGGCCCGGGGAGGUCGUGGGCUGCUUCACCCCCCAGAGCAGGAGGCUGCGAGAGCUGCCCCUGGCGACAGAUACAUUGACCUUUGCUGAGGUCUCCAAGGAUCCCAAGGGGCUCGAGUGGCUAUGGAGUCCCCAGAUUGUGGGUCUGUACAACCGACUUCUUCAACGGUGUGAGCUGAACAGGCACACAACGGAGGCUGCUGCUGGAGCCCUGCAGAACAUCACCGCUGGGGACCGCAGGUGGGCAGGUGUGCUGAGCCGCCUAGCCCUGGAGCAGGAACGCAUCUUGAACCCCUUGUUGGACCGAGUUCGGACAGCUGACCAUCACCAGCUGCGCUCACUCACUGGCCUCAUCCGGAAUCUGUCACGGAAUGCCCGGAACAAGGAUGAGAUGUACCUGAUAGUGAAAAGUCCUCCCGAGCAGCCUCUAGCCUUUUGGCCAACAUGUGGCAGUACAGCAAACUGCACCGGGAUUUCCGGGCGAAAGGCUAUCGAAAGGAGGAUUUCCUGGGUCCAUAAACCAUCUGAAGAGGAAGAGGUGUGGGGGAGAAGGGGACUGAGUGGACCCCUCCCCCACCGCUGCAUGGGACUAUCUUGGCUCAGCCCUGCCCUGGCCUCUUGGCCCCUGGCCCUGUCUCCUUGGAUCUGCCUGGGUCUGGCCUCUUGGUCCCCACUGCCAUUUUGGGUGGGGUGCUGAAGCAGGCUGACUGCUUACAGAAUGGUUCAAGGGGGAGAGCUCACAUUAAGUACAUGUUCAAGACUCAGGGGAACUUUGGGGGCUUUGGGGUGAGCUUGGCUAUCAAGAUGGGGCAAAAGCCCCUGGCUUCUGGGUGUAGGGAUGCUUGGGAAUCCUUCGGUGUUUUAGGGGGGCUCCAAUCUCUGGAGGCCACCACUGCUAUGGCUCCAGUGUUCCCCAGGGACUCCUCAAUGCUUGGCACAGGGGUACAGUCACAGCCUUGGAGGUCAGGGCCCGAGGCUGGCCUGGGAGGGGCUGGGGCUGGGGCUGGGACAAUAAAAGAGGCACUGGUCUGGUG
Phascolarctos cinereus (koala) is the source of this 2972-nucleotide messenger RNA. NCBI's taxonomy places the organism in Eukaryota, Metazoa, Chordata, Mammalia, Diprotodontia, Phascolarctidae. The record is from RefSeq and is a predicted model, not a curated record.